CGCAGCAGUAGAAGUACUAAUGCGUGCUGCGAUUUGAUGUGUCUAAAUCCAUCGCUACAGUGCUCCGUGAAUUUCGUGUACGCCACAGGAAAACAACAUUAUCAGAUGGUACCGGCAGUUUGUGGACAGUGGGUGUGGUUCUCCGAAAAUUAACGUAUUCUGUGCUGUCUCUCAACAAAAAGUGUACUGGCCUUUUUUCUUCGCUGAAGCAACGGUGACUGGGAACACCUACCAAAACAUGCUGGAAAAUUUGUUGUUUCCAGAACUGGCCAAUGAUUCCAAUGACUACAUUUUCCAACAGGACGGUGCUCCCCCACAUUUCCAUCGCAGUGUGAGAGGUUUGCUUAAUCUGGUCCUUCCGCAAUGAUGGAUUGGACGUACUGCAGGUGAAGAUGCCCCCCUUCUCCGGUGGCUACCCCGGUCCCCAGUCAUAACUACAUGUGAUUUCAUCUUGUGGGGGUGCGUGAAGAACAUGGUUUAUGUACCCCCAUUGCCACAAUCGCUCCAGGAUCUCCGAAACAGAAUCAAUCGUGCUGUGGAGACCAUCACACCUGAAAUGCUGCAGCGGGUGUAACAGGAAUUCGACUAUCGCAUUGAUGUGUGCCGGAUAACGAAAGUGUAGAUUGCUAUAUCCUGGAGGCUGGAGAAGACCACAAGGGGCGAGGGAUCCAUGUGAUUGUACUGAACAUGGCAAGUGGGAGUGUGAUGGCCAAGCGUAAGUUCGAUACGUACUCACCACACGAAGACGAAGCCAUGACACUCUUUCUGAACAUGGUUUCUGAUGGUAGAGUCGUCAUAUUCGCCAUAAAGGAUGAAGGAACAUUCCAGAUGAAGCGUGCCAGCCAUAGACCUCCUGAAGAGACUGGGUUCAAAGCGAGCCCAGAUAAUUGGAUGGAGAGACAUGUGGGCCAUGCUGGUGAAUAAUAAGGUUCAUGAUGUACCAGUGGCUGUCAUUGCAAGCAACAGGCCUCAUUACUUGUACAGGAUGCUGAGGUCUCUCCUCUCUGCACAUGGAGCAAAUCCAGAGAUGAUAACAGUCUUUAUUGAUGGCUACUUUGAGGAACCUCUUGAGGUGACAAAACUCUUUGGAUUGCAAGGAAUUCAGCACACACCAAUUGGAAUUAAGAACGCCAGAAUAUCUCAGUACUACAAGGCUUCUCUGACAGCAACAUUCAACAUAUUUCCCAAUACCAAAUAUGUAAUUAUUGUGGAAGAAGAUCUGGAUGUGUCUCCAGACUUCUUCAGUGUUCAGAUGUGGAACUGGGAUAUGUGGAUGCGGCUGCCUGAGGUUUGGAAAGGCAGAGAGUGUGCGAUUCCAGACGUGCCUCGGACGUACCAUCAGUACCUUGCCAUAUGUGAAGCUGAAACUUGUUGACAGGCCUGCGACUCACCAGCAUGAGACCUCAAGUGACUCGUCUGCCAUAAGAGGAAGGAGUUGUUGCUGUACAGUCAUAAUGAGCAAGUUCCAGCAUUUCUCUGAUGUCCAUUAUGCUGUCCUAUCAUCCAUGCAUGGCUCUUUCAGAUAGCCUUUUCUCUUGCAGCUAUGCCACCAGAAUCUCUGCAUGUCAAGACUGAAGUGAAAAUCAGUGCAUGUCAGGACUGAAAUGAAAAUCUGUGCUUGUCAAGACUAAAGUGAAAAUCUCUGCAAGUCAGGAUCGAAGUGAAAAUCUGUGCAAGUCAGGACCAAGGUGAAAAUCUGUGAAAAUCAGGACUGAAGUCAAAAUCUAUGCAUGUCAAGACCAAAACAUGACAGGAAGAUACUAUUACAGUAUUACAGGAAGAAAUGUCAGUUUGAUGUGUGUGACCAUGUCAGACUGAUACUUAUGUGUCCAACAAACUGCCUCUCUUGCUUUACUAUGUUUGCAUACAGGAGGGUAACACAUAUGCAUGAUAUCAUUCAAAUUUGUGUCUUGCUUUGAUGCCGUCGAUGUGCAACAUCGGUUACUAUUCAUUUGAAUUUCUUUAUUGACACUACAUGUUUCAGCCCAACCUGCCAUCUUCAGGUGUACAGGUUGUUGUGAUUGCAGAAUCUGCUGCUCGCUGUAAUGCUGUUUUGCUUCUGUUAUGUGGAGACCUCGGAUUGCAUCUGGUUAUGUGGGUUAGUCAUCUGUUUUUUUUUUAUUAUUAUUUAUUUAGGUGUCCUUGAGUUGCUGGUGUUUGCUUCAUGGUUUUGUUUGUCUGUGGCUGUCUUGAAUGUUCUUGCUGGGGCGGGAAUUUGUUGUGUUGAUGGCCAACCACAGCACAACAAAUAUGCUCAGCUCAAGGACAUCUAAACAAAAAAUGGAUGGUU
This is a messenger RNA of Cryptotermes secundus, 2290 nucleotides long. Its product is annotated as protein O-linked-mannose beta-1,2-N-acetylglucosaminyltransferase 1. The coding region runs from base 902 to 1375 and encodes 157 amino acids. The transcript has 7 exons. NCBI's taxonomy places the organism in Eukaryota, Metazoa, Arthropoda, Insecta, Blattodea, Kalotermitidae. Gene Ontology annotation, biological process: protein O-linked glycosylation via N-acetylgalactosamine. Gene Ontology annotation, molecular function: beta-1,3-galactosyl-O-glycosyl-glycoprotein beta-1,3-N-acetylglucosaminyltransferase activity. Gene Ontology annotation, cellular component: Golgi membrane. The record is from RefSeq and is a predicted model, not a curated record.